AUGGCCUUUCAGUCUGAACAGCGUGACGCUCAGUUCAACGCCCUCAUCGACGUUCUGCACAGUGUCAAGAGCAACAUAUUCGAUCCCUUCACCAUCACUCGAACAUAUUAUGAGUCUGCAGGGAUACACAUCGGUGUUGACAUUUUAAUUCCUCGUCGCCUCAAAAGCCAGAACCCACCAGUCAUCGUCAGAAUCCACGGCGGCUUCCUGAUCACUGGUUCAAGUUUGUUUCCUGCCUGGUUCUCCAAGUGGGUACUUGACUUUGCAGAGGAACAAGAUGCCAUUAUCAUCAGUCCCAAUUACAGGCUUCUGCCUGAGGUGAAGGGUCGGGAUAUCAUUCAUGACAUGGGAAACUUUUGGAACUGGGUGCACUCUGGAGGGCCUUCGCGCCACCUCGUAGCGAUUGGGCAGCACAAGCUUCAACUGAAUCUCAUCAGAACGCUCGUCGUUGGUGGAAGUGCCGGCGGAUAUCUGGCUCUACAGUCUGUGCUGGCAGGCUUUGUGAGACCCAAGGCGAUUAUAGCCCUCUACCCAAUGGUCGAUAUGAAAGCGGCUCACUUCAGCAAGUCCUACGACAAGUCAAUCGUUGGUGUACCAAACUAUGCCAACGAAGAUGUCAACACGUUCCUUUCCACCACCGCAGUGAAGCCUGCAAUCACCGAGGCAGACCCGCCUGUGAGACUUGACUCAGCCAUGGCAGUUGUGCAUAACGGCCGGUAUCUGGAACUUCUCGGUGAGGACCCUGACUUGUUCAUUCUCGAUCGCAUCAAGAAGAUGGCCUUGACUUCUGCAAACUAUGAGAAACCGUUAUUUCCGCCUCUAUUUCUGCUCCACGGCGAUGGAGAUACUGCAGUGCCUGUUGAUGGUACUCAGAAGCUGGUAGAUUACCUGCAGCGGUUUGACCCAAGUACUCAGAUUCAUUUGGCUAUCAGACCUGGAGACCAUGGAUUUGACUUCAAGGCUACCAUUAAUGAGGCUUGGUUGAGGCAAGGUUUGGAUUUCGUCGUUGCUCCAUGGCUAGAUAGCAAGAGUCUCAUCUAG
This is a messenger RNA of Fusarium subglutinans, 1041 nucleotides long. RefSeq lists its product as uncharacterized. The coding region runs from base 1 to 1041 and encodes 346 amino acids. NCBI's taxonomy places the organism in Eukaryota, Fungi, Ascomycota, Sordariomycetes, Hypocreales, Nectriaceae. Gene Ontology annotation, molecular function: hydrolase activity. The record is from RefSeq and is a predicted model, not a curated record. The transcript has 3 exons.